Messenger RNA from Monoraphidium neglectum, 783 nucleotides. RefSeq lists its product as hypothetical. The coding region runs from base 1 to 783 and encodes 260 amino acids. The transcript is spliced from 5 exons. Gene Ontology annotation, cellular component: small-subunit processome; nucleolus. The record is from RefSeq and is a predicted model, not a curated record. NCBI's taxonomy places the organism in Eukaryota, Viridiplantae, Chlorophyta, Chlorophyceae, Sphaeropleales, Selenastraceae. Gene Ontology annotation, biological process: maturation of SSU-rRNA from tricistronic rRNA transcript (SSU-rRNA, 5.8S rRNA, LSU-rRNA).
AUGGGGCGCAAAGGCCCCUCUUCGGGGCGCCGCGGCCCCGCGAAGGAGAAAAGGGACCCUGAGCUCUUCAGCGAAUCGGAUGACGAGCAGAUAAUUGACGACGCGUUCGCGCAGGGCAAGGGGAAGGUCAAGCUGGGAGGGGGCGGCGAGGACUCGGACGAGAUCGACGAAGAGGCUGUGUACGACCUCAGCGAUUCAGAUGAGGAGUCCGGCAGCGAUGAAGGCGACGAGGAGGAUGAGGACGAUGGCGAGCCAGACCUGGACGAAGAAAUCGAGCGGGGCGGACGUGCCGGCCGACUGGCCAAGCAGGCCAAGUAUCUGGAGGAGCGCCUGAAGCUACAGCAGAAGGAGGACGAGGACGAGGGGCCCAGCGAGGGCGAGGACGCGGAGGAGGAGGCGCGGGAGCGGCUGUGGGGCACAAGCAAGGGCGCCUACUACGGCGGAGACGACGCGGAGGCCGUGUCAGACGAGGAGGACGCGUUGAAGGGGGAGGAGGAGGAGGCGGUGCGCCUGCAGGCCCAGCGCGCGGCGCGGCUGGACGACGACGACUACGGCCUGGGCCAUGACGUCAUGGGCGGCGGCGCGGGGGCGGGGCCGUCGCAGCACCCCCCCCCCUCACUCUGCGCACCGCGCUGCCCCGCCGGCUCUGUUCUAUCUGACUUUCUUUCCCCAGAGGAGCGCAUGUCUGCGCUGCUGGCGGACGCCCCCGAGCUGACGUCACUGCUGGCGGAGCUGCAGGCCUCACUGGCAGAGCGGCCUCCCAACCCCUCCUGGUUGAGGUGA